Messenger RNA from Cydia strobilella, 7033 nucleotides. It is a transcript of the gene hook, whose product is annotated as protein hook-like. Gene Ontology annotation, biological process: cytoplasmic microtubule organization; cytoskeleton-dependent intracellular transport. The coding region runs from base 187 to 2259 and encodes 690 amino acids. Gene Ontology annotation, molecular function: dynein light intermediate chain binding; microtubule binding. NCBI's taxonomy places the organism in Eukaryota, Metazoa, Arthropoda, Insecta, Lepidoptera, Tortricidae. The record is from RefSeq and is a predicted model, not a curated record. Gene Ontology annotation, cellular component: cytoplasm; centrosome. The transcript is spliced from 15 exons.
ACGCACCAGGCCAGCAAACGUCACGCUACGGUUCACUACUGUCGACGGGAAACAUUUCUUAUUUUUUUCUAUUUAUAUCUAAAAUUCUUAGUUCUUAUUAUCCGACCAAAUGUGAUAUUUAAUUAAGCACGAGUCUACUGUUAAUUUAAUAGACUUCACAGUGCAAUACGCUCCAUUCAUGCCAGAAUGGAGCAACCAAAUAGCAUAGUUUUGUGCGACAAUCUCAUUAAAUGGUUGCAGACCUUAAAUCUUAAGGCUAAACAUGGAAAUCCAUCAGAACUCUCAGAUGGGGUGGCAAUUGCCGAGGCUCUUACACAAGUCGCCCCAGAAUAUUUCUCUCCAUCAUGGAAUUUCAAAAUCAAAACAGAUGUGGGUCACAACUGGAGGCUAAAAGUCAGCAAUCUGAAAAAGAUAUUGGAAGGUGUAUUUGAUUAUCAUCAAGAUAUAUUAAAUUUGAGCCUGCAAGACUUUUCACGGCCUGAUGUAGUAAAUAUUGCUGAGCAUGCAGACCCUUCAGACUUAGGGAGACUAUUACAACUUGUUCUUAGUUGUGCCGUGAACUGCGAUAAAAAAGAAGAAUACAUCACCAGGAUAAUGGAGCUGGAACUCUCUUGUCAGCGGUCGAUCAUGCAAGCUAUACAGGAAUUGGAGACGUUGACGCUGGGUGGAAGAGGGGCGCCGCACGCGGACGCGUCGGAGCCGGACACGGAUAUGCGGGAGGUGCUCGCCCAGCGGUGCCAUGAACUUGACACGCAGGUAAAAAUCCUCCAAGAAGAGAAGAUGACGCUACUAAGCGAGGUAGCGCGGCUGACUGCGGCGAGGCAGAACGAGAGGCCCGAGGACGAUGACGCCGAACUCGACGAGGCAGGCGCUUCCCUUGGACCUGCACACGCGGGAACAUUACGAUAUAGUAAUAUGCGGGCGCAGUUAGACGCGUUGAAGGACGAAUUGGACAAAGUGGAACUACAGAGAGAUGACCAGCGUGCGAGAGCCGACGCGUUCGAGCGAGAGUUAGCACUUAUGAAACUAAGGAAUGAAGAGUUGCAAAUAGCAGCAUCAGAGAACGUAACGCUAAAAGAUGAGGUAGACGCUUUAAGAGAGACGGCUGCGAAAGCGGCCACUCUAGAAGCCACCGUGGCUUCGUAUAAGAAGAGGAUGGAGGAACAUGUUGAUUUGAGAAGACAGGUGAAACUACUCGAGCGAGCGAACACAGAGCACGUACAACGAGCGAUAGAACACGAACAGGCGGCCACGCGAGCGAAUGCGUUACGCGCUAAACUAGACAUUUAUAAAAAACAGGUUAUAGAUUUAAAUGAGAAACUAGACGCUGAAAUGACGAAAGCGGACAAACUGGAGAUAGAGAACAAAAAACUGUCUAGCCGAGCAGAUUUCCUGCAGCGCGAGCGAGACAAACUAGUGUGCGACAGGGACGCACUGAAGGAAACGGUGGAGGACCUCACCCACUAUACUAUAACUGCAGGGGCUAGCGAAGACAACGUAUCGCAGGAGCUGAUCCCGACAGAGAUGAAGGAUAAGCUGAUCCGGCUCGAACAUGAGAACAAACUGUUACGGCAGAACCAGGGUGCGCAGGCCGACCAAGGUUCUGUACAGGCUUUGCUAGAAGACUACGCAGCGCGGUUAGAGAAACAACGCGCGUUACACAGAGAGCAGAACCAACGCAUCAUGCAGCUCGAGGCUGCUCUAGAGGCCGCCCCGGCGAGGGACCCGCGCCUCGCUACCGCCAUGGAGGACAGUCAGCGGAAAUCAUUACAAGUAGAAGAGUUACAAGGCUCUCUAGCAGAAGAGCGGCGGCGCGCCGGGAAACUACAAGAGGCGCUCGCGGCGAGAGAUGCCGAGCUCGUGGCCACCGAGGACAAGUACAAGAGAUGCGUCGAGAAGGCCAAGGAGGUCAUCAAGUCGCUAGACCCCAGAGCUGCGGCGUUGCCGUCGCUGUCGGACAUGACGUUGGGCUACGCGCGCGGCGCGGGCGCCGGAGCGGCUAGAGGCGAUGCUACGCCCAACAAUAACCGACACGAAUGGAGCGGCGGCGGCGGCAGCUCGGAGGCGCGCGGCAGCACGGAGCAGCGGCUGCUGACGUCGGCCUGGUACCAGCUGGGCGCGCGCUGCCACCGCGACGCCGUGGAGACGCGCUUCGCGUUGCUGGCCGCCGGACACUCCUUCCUGGCGCGGCAGCGGCGACAACCCGCCCACCCCCACCCGCACCCCCGCGCCCGAGCGGGACCCCCCGCCAUGCCCUGACACCCCGCGGUGCACUACGACAAGCUCCGCGCCAGGAUACGGGAGACGUAGGCGCGUCGCAUGUGAGAGGGUAUGUGCCGUUACAUUUACUGCCCCGCGACGCGUUAGAGGCGCGCUUCGCCCUGCCGUCGGCCAGUCCCGCAUCGCACCCCCGCGCCCCAUCAUGAUAAACUGCAGGGUAUGUCUCGUUUGUUCUAUAGUGCGGUAUUCCUCGGUCGAUGCUAUUUGUCUUACGUUUACCCAUUAUAAAGGUUUUUAACAAAAACUGCGUCGACUAAACUGUUUUUAUAUGCCGGAUGCUAUAAUGACGAUUCGAUUAACUAUUUUACUAGCCCAUCGUCACCAUACACAUGUACGAAUACUCGUACUUUUGUACCAUUUUUGUACCAAAAUUAUAUAUCGGUUUGACUCAUUGGGGCAACCUAAUCGUCAUUUUAUGGAAAUAAUAACAAGGUUUAGGUACCGUGUAACAUUAUGAUAAAUAUUAAAAACAUAACUUACUCUUUGAGUCUUACAAUUGUGGCUUACUAUAAUUACAAAUCAAAUUUCUCCUAAUUAAUGUAAAUAACGGGAAGUAUCCCGAAAAAAAGUGAACUGAGUGCAUUUAUGAUUAGAUAAAAUUUGGCACUAACGGACGGCGCUGGCCUGCCGGUGUCUUAGUAAAAUGUGACAAAAGAAAAACUUCUAGAUGGGUGCAAAUACAUUUUAAAUAAAAUUUAGAUUAUUGUAAAUUAUCUGAUUAUCUUCUUAACCUCGUAAUUUACUCGUUUUCACGAAAAUCUUAAUUAAGUUCAGCAAAGCUAGCGUCAAUAUAUCUUAGCGUCAGAACGUAUCUUCUAAGUAUGCUUACAAUUAUAACUUGAUACAACAGAAACACUAACUAGAACCACAGGGCGGACACGCUAUACAUCAAAAAUCACUUGCGUCUCUGUGUGAGUAAGUUGAUUAAAAACAGUACUGAGCGGUCGGCAAAAGGUCGUCAAUCUGCUGCCGCGGGGUGAAGUAAUUCGAAUCGGAGCGGGGCGGUGGCCGUUCUGUAUGAUAAUACUAUUACUUAUUCUGUGUUAGAACUUCAGUGAAUAGUCUAAAAACUAAACGGAAUUUCAAACUGAAAACGAACACAAAUACGAGGUUCAGAUGAGAUCGAUCCAAAAGUAGUUGAGGUAGAUAUACCGAUCUAUUUUUUUAUUAGUGUAAACUCGUUUAAGGUGUAGACAGACAGAUGUAGUGCGUAACCUUUACCCAUCGUAUUUUCACGAAAACGUACGAACGUGUCGUUAUUUCAGACAAUCGCACUACAAAAGGUGAGACUACUGAGGUUGACUGAAGUAGCAUGACACAUACGAAUGUUCCCGAGAAAAUACGAUAGAAAUCAAUACUGCACUACAUCUGUACAAUGGUACAUAAAUGCUAGCACAUGUAUCUAGAUUAGCUAGAUUCGCAAUUAAUUGAGCUAACAGUUGCGUCGUUGGAAAUCUAGAUGGGCGAAUUUCAGUAUGAAGUUGGUCGCUUUUUGAGAACAUUAAAGGGGCCCACUGACUAUCAGUCCGCCGAACAACUGACAGGCCGACAUCGUCCGGCUGACUGAUAGUCAGUGGGCCCCUUUAUACACAUUUUUAUCUGUCAAUUUAUAUUCGCUCCGUGCCUUGAAGGAAUUAGUAAUGGAGACGCCUUCAUGUCGUUUCCCCUCUGCCAAAAACACUGGAGCAAUCUUCAGACCAUUUUACAAAAACUACUCCAUUCAUCAAUUAUUGACAGUCUUGCGAUCGUAUUCCGCGCGUGACGAGCUCCGUCAAAAUACCUGCAUAUGCUGUUUAUGGGUGUAAAAAGCGAUCAAAUACAUCAAGUAUACAAAAGGAUGGAAUAUCAUUUGACAGUUUAAUACAUUUUUGCUUAUAGCAUAUUACAACAUAAUAUUAAUACAUCAAACGCUUUCCAGGAAACAAGGCAUCUAGAACCGAUUACAAAAUCAGUUUGAAAAAAAUCGCAUACUUCUUCUUCUUCUUUUAAAAUUAUGGCUUCAGCCCAGUGGGACUAUUUCGCCAGUAUCAAGGUAUUGAGAGGUUUACAAACGACAAAAAUUGUACGGUUGUACAAGACAGUGUACGGUGAUUUGUUAGCUCUUGUAAAUCGAUAGCUAGUCUUUACAAGAAGCACGUGGACUACCGGCCGUUGACUCCAAGAUGGUGGUUAAACGCGCUUCAAAAUUAAUUCUCCAUUCACUGCACACUACCACAUUAGUUUACUGUAUAAUAAGCUAUCGAUAUUACACUUUAAACAAUAUUAAUAAGCAAAAAACAAAGUAAUUAAUCACGAUGCUAACUAUCAAGAUGGCGCUCGAACCGGAAGUCAAUCGCAUACAAUUCGUAUUUGAUUUUGACUGAUCAGUCUGACAUCUCACUAAUCUCAUCUUAACUAUUCCACGAGUACCAAGUGGCGCUGUCUAUGACGUCUAGAAAAUUAUAUCGAUACGAACAAUCCAGACACUUGGAAGCCCUAUUAAUCGGUUCGAUUACGCCUACAUCGAUAGUGUGAAAUUAGCUACAUGCAAGAAUUUAUUUUUAUUUUUGGAUUCAUAAUUUAUAUCGUUUGAACACCGGAAAUGAUAAAAAUACUUUUGUAAACCUUAACAUUAUUUUAUUAAAAAAUAUUUAAAAUGUUGAAAAUUUUUGAGCGGUUGAAACGCUCAUAAUUUUUGGCGCGAAUUCGACAGAGCGUGAUGACGUCACACGUUGGGCGGCCCAACUGACGUUUGCUACUAAUGACACUAAUCUGUCGAACGCGUGACGUCACGUGGCGUUUCGCUCGCUAGCUUUUCGCGGGCAAAUUUUUGUACUUUUUAUUUAUAAUUUUAAGUAAUUAAAUGGUAAUUUAAAAACGGAAAUGCAUUUGUAACAUGAUAUCACGGUAACAAACAUCCGAAUAAAACAUAUUUCGUUCAAAUAUAAACUUCAUGCAUGAGGCUAAUUGUGUCCGCAUAUAGUUUUUACAGCAUUAGUGUGCUAAUGUUAGGAAAGAUGUAGCGAUGCGUACUCCAUUACUUAUUCCUUCAAGCUCCGUGCGUGACUAGUGGGCGUCGCCCUAGUGGGUGUGAGACAUAUUGCUUAUUUGACAGUUGGCGGCUGCCAAAUAGCAAGAAGUUGUCGUCGCAUGAAAAUUCAUAUUUUCACUACAUUGUGCGUUCGUUUGUAUUUCUCCACCACCAACUUUGCACGUAGCUAAUACAAGCUAACCUAAACGUAUUAUUCAUACAUUAAUAGAUGCAAAAAUGCUAUCUAAUCCCUAAACAAUAACCUUGUUUCGGUAUAAUUAAACUUACGUUAGCUGUGCUAACAUUGUAGGUAGGUAAAUUAACCCUUCGUAUGCCUUUGUCCCCUUGAUUUGAGGCCUUUGCCCAGCAGUGGGACAGAUAGGCUAAGGAAAAUAAAACCUUUGUAUAAAAUUGCAACAUUCCUUGAAACUGUAAAUUACAGUCCAAAUUGUGUGAUACGUAUACGGGACAAGGCAUACGAAAGGUUAAGUUUAAAAAGGCCAAUUGAUAAGUAGUGCGUCAAAACUCGUAGCCACUUUCGUUAGACUACGUUUUGUAGACGCAAAUUUAACGUUAUGUAUUAUGUUUAACAAGCAUUUAUAAAUUUGAUUACCACAACUACCAGAAGAGAUAGUAGGGGUUGUACUGCUUUAUAACUUUUAUAAGAUAGAUAGUUUUUUUCAUCUUUAUGUGCUCUGUUAUAGUUACGCACACAUGUCCUGGCAGUAUAUUCAUACACUUAACUAGGGUUGUAAUGGCUUGUUAUGUUAAAAUCACCGACAAAUAAUAUGAAAAUUUCAAUUAAUAAUUUGCCGCUUACUGAAAACAGCCUCACUUCUCCAUUGUUUUUGUUUAAAGUAUUAUUAAGGUUUAUUUAAUGCUCAACCAUUGUUAAAGUUAAGCAAUGUAUUAAUACAGGAUUCUUUGCAGUUUUCUUAUAAGGUUCCUUAUUGAUUUUUGAACAAAUUUAACCUAAGAGUUUAUUUAUGACUAGAUGACCCGGCGAACUUCGUUUCACCUAUAUCUAUCAACUUUUGUUCGCAGUCUUAUUUUUUUCUUUCAUAAGAACCUUCUCCUCACAAUAACGCAUAACAAAAAAAAAGAACUAGCGAAAUUGGUCCACCCGUUCACGCGUGAUGCCGUGACCAAGUGAAAUAGGGAUUGAUUUUUAUAUAAUAUAGAUGUUAUAUGAAGCCUAAGCAACUUGACAUAAAACAUGUAUUUUCUUAUUACAAAGUAUAUUAAGUAACCAGUGAUCCAUUUAUCAAAUUUGGCACGGCAAUAAGACUAUUUAAUAUCAUCAGCAUCACACCUAAAGCCAAUUAUUAUUAUCUACCUUUAUAAUAUAGAUAUUUAUGUGAUAAUUUCAAUGUUAUUAUAAGAAAUGUCAAAUUGACGUAACAUCGCAGUAGGUCUAAUAUUGACAGUGUACCUUUAGUGUAGAUUAUUUUUUAGUUUAUUUAUUAUGCAAUAUUCAAUAUUUAAGGUGCAGUUAACAAAUUGUUUAUAUGUGACGUUUUCAACCAAAAGGUACCACAUUGUCGCUUGUUGAUAAGGUUGAUUUCUAAUUGAAGCUAUAUGGAAAUAGCUUGUCAGUAACAAGCGACAAUAAGUACCCUUUUGGUUGAAAAUGGCACAUAUGUAUAACUUUACGUUGUAUAAGUGAAAUGUGAUUAAUUGUUGGAAAGACAAUAUACAUUAUAUUAUUCAGUUUUCAGAUGAUAAUAUAUAACUUUUUCCUAA